UMUACCUAACGUUUCUUGAUUAAACGCGAUAGUCUUGAUCAUAAUAUAUUGUAAUAAUAUCGGCGAGUAUUCCGUGUCCUGCGUGUUUUUAUAUGUGUCGUGACGAAGUGUUGCUGCAAAAAAACCUUUCUGGUCRCUGCAGACGAACGUACACACUACAGCUGGCGUCAAUUAUAUAUUAUAAUUUAUUUUUUGUUGGUGGUACUGCUAUUGGUACACUAGUCACCAGAGGUCUACUGAACGACAGCAAUCGUCCGCAACAGCAAGCUAUGACAGGUGGCCAUGACGGUGGCGGUUGUAGUCUCGUAACUACACAUUAACCGGUUUAGCCAUCACUUUCUACCGUUGGGCCAUCUUAGCUAGUCGGUAUGGAGUUGUCUGCACACACGGUGAGCGCGCACCGACGUGAACGUUGCGCAGUCAUUCGCUCGCCUCGCGCCGCGUAGCYCACGAAUUUCGACGGACGUCCGGCUCGAACACAUUUUCCUGUAAUAUUGUUUUAAAAUUUAAGAUUUUCUACGACCCGCUCGGUGUUCCCUAGCGAUAGCCCAGCCGCAAUCGAACGAAACGACGACGACAAUAUUGUCAUAUAUAUAUACUAUAAAUUACCUACUUUACAAUGUCGGACACAACGAAAACUGACGAUGCCGCGGCGAAGAAGUUCAAGACCAUCAUGAUAGACGGAAGCAACGUGYCAGUGGACACCACGCGGCCCAAAGAUGUUCCAGAAUGGUUCGACGCGAAAUUGUUCGCCAGAUCUCAGAUAUCUGUGGCCAUUGUACACGGACUUCAUUGUGCUGCAAAUCGAGUAUCAAAUAAGUCUGGACUUGGACUGCGAGUAACUCAAAAAGAUAUGUCUUUAACUCAAUUUGGAUUCAUGGGCUUACUGUUGUUGAAAAAAAAAGAAUUGGCUAUUGUAGGCACUGAAGAAGAUGAAAGAGCCAUUAUUCAUUUUUGGAGGACUAUUGGUUACAUGUUGGGAAUUCAAGACAAGUAAGUAAUAUUUACAUUAUUACA
Diuraphis noxia (Russian wheat aphid) is the source of this 1017-nucleotide messenger RNA. RefSeq lists its product as uncharacterized. Gene Ontology annotation, molecular function: oxidoreductase activity. NCBI's taxonomy places the organism in Eukaryota, Metazoa, Arthropoda, Insecta, Hemiptera, Aphididae. The record is from RefSeq and is a predicted model, not a curated record.